CUCUAUUGAUGGGUGUCGUUGCUGUAAAAAUUCUAUUUUAUCGGUACUCUUUGCGGUUCAUUCUCUCUCUAUUCAACUGAAAAUGGUUUAAUUAAAAUCCGACAACGUAAAUUAAAUCCAGUGUCUAUACGGUGACUCUCGUAACUUUGUAAACAAAUCCAAAAUGUCCGUUCCCACUACAGGGCUGAGCAAGUUGAAAAAGAAACAUAUUCGUGUGAAACAUCAAAAAGUGAAAUUGUUCCGUGCUAAUGAACCGUUACUAUCCGUUUUUAUGUGGGGUGUGAAUCACACGAUUAACGAGCUAAGUCAUGUGUCAAUACCAGUCAUGCUGCUGCCUGAUGACUUCAGAGCGUACUCCAAACUCAAAGUUGAUAAUCACUUGUUUAACAAAGAAAACAUGCCAUCACAUUUUAAGGUGAAGGAAUACUGUCCAUUGGUGUUCAGAAAUCUCAGGGAGAGAUUCGGAAUCGACGAUUUGGACUACAAGGAGUCCCUUACAAGGUUUAGAAAGCCAGAUAACUACCUGUGCUCGAAGGUGCAGAAGACUAUAAUUAGCAAGUUGCGGCGGUCGGCGACUGCGCCUACCGACGUAGCCUUGAAAGACUACGAGGGUAUAUUCCACGAUGCAAGCGCGUUCGUCAAACGAGGCCUGACGAUCAAACGCCUGAGAUCGCAACCGAUUCCCGACGACUCUUCAGGCAAGUCCGGCGCGAAGUUCUACCAGAGCUAUGACCGGCUGUUUAUCUUGAAGACCCUCACGUCCGAGGAGGUGGAGCGGAUGCAUUCAUUCCUUAAACAUUAUCAUCCUUACAUAGUGGAGCGCCACGGUAAGACUCUGCUCCCGCAGUACUUGGGCAUGUACCGACUGACGGUGGACGGCAUCGAGCACUAUCUUGUCGCCACCAGGAAUGUCUUCUCCAACCACCUCAAUAUCCACAGGAAGUACGACCUAAAAGGAUCAACAGUGGAUCGUGAAGCGUCGGAGAAAGAACUGGAGAAGGAGCUACCCACUUUGAAGGAUAAUGACUUCAUCAAGCAAGGCGUGCGUAUUGACAUCGGAGAGGCCGCAAAGGAAAAACUACUGGAGACAUUGACAGCGGAUGUUGAGUUCCUGACAAAAUUGCAUCUUAUGGACUAUUCGCUGUUGCUGGGCAUGCACGAGUGUGGACGAGGUGAAGCGGAGGCCGAGGCGGCGAGAGCCGCGGCGGCGUUGGACAGCGCAGAAGACACCGACACAGACUCCGACACAGAUAACCGCCACGGCGAAAGGUGGGGCUAUAACACGCCCCCGGACAGCCCGGGCGGGCGCGGGCUGGGCCGGCAGGCGUCGCUGCGCUACGAAGGUAUCAUCCCUGAACUCGACAUCUACGCCAUCCCCAGCCAGGAGGGCUCGCCCAAGAAGGAGAUUUAUUUCGUCGCCUUGAUCGACGUGUUGACGCAUUAUGGAGUCAAGAAACAGGCCGCAAAAGCAGCGAAGACGGUGAAGUACGGCAGCAACGUUGACGGCAUAUCGACGUGUGACCCCGAGCAGUACGGCAAGCGGUUCAUCGAGUUCGUCGCCAAGGCUAUCGAAGGCAACUAAGUGACGCCUCGCUUGUAUAGAAUGCUUCUUUUAGUACAGGCUAUAAAAUAUGACUACUCGGAUUGUUGUUACUGAUAUUAUGGCUUAAAAGGCUGGAUGCCAUGAGCCAUGAAUAUAGAAACUUAUUUUACUUGUUAUGGCACAUAUUCCAGGUUAUAAAAAAGUUUAUUUUGAAGUCGUUUUCCGGAAGUUAAAUAAUGUACAAUGAUCGGCGAACUUAUAUGUAAUUUGCUAGUUACAAAAGUGACUGACAGUCUUGUGCUACAUUCAGACUGCAUUUCAAUAGCAAAAACAGCAAUUUAAAACGCAGUCGAAAAGCAGUUUGUUGCAUCUCAAUUGUAGACAGCUUAAACAACUAGUCUAAAAUUGCAAUUGGUGUGCAGUUGCAUCCGAACUGCUAUUUUGCUGUCGUUGUUUGACCUGUACCAUCCUAUCCUAAGUCUCGACAAAAAAUGUGACUCCAUAAUAACAAUCGGUACUAUGUUACGUUCCAAUAGUACGUUGUUUCACAUAAUAAUAUUAUGUUUUUCAACACGAUUUUGUGAAAAACCUGUUAAUUGAGAGUUCUCCCAUAAAGCAAGCAAUCAGUGAUUAAAGAAUCGUGUAUACUCAUUUUGCCAAGUCUUUGAGUUGAUGUUUUUGUUUUUAGUAGUUGCUAGAGUUCCUUAAAUAAUUUACUAAUACUGUGUUCUACAAUGUUGCUGUUUAGCGUUCAUAUAAAUGACGUAACUGUAACUCAUUUGGACGCCAUAAUUGAAUUAAAAAAUGUAAAGGCGACGGAAUUAACAGGGUGAUUUUUAAUCGGUAGUUUUUUUUAACCUUCAGUAGUUUACUUCGUAUUUUGCUAGCACUUUCCGCCUAAGUCUGUAGUUUUCAUGGUUUUUCAAGUUUUCUACGGUUUAUUCCGGGUUUCUUGUAGUUUUCAGUCAUUGUCAGGUACUAAAAGGAGCAUUACCUUACGUUGUUAUUCUUGUCAAAGACAAGUUUACGCUAAGUGUAAGUACGUCGAUGCUUAAAAAUGCAAAUAAAUAACGUGUUAAAUAAAAUUAAUGUAGAUAAUGUUUGGUAUGUAUCCGAUAUUGGACGGUCGGUCGAACACGUAGUCUAAAGUUAGUGGAUACAUCUUCUGACGUGUAUUUUAAGUAUUCUGUCAAAUGUCGGGUGCCCUAAUAAGUAAGUAUCCUUCAGAACGCCACGAGAACAAUUGAGGUUAUUAGCGCAAUAGUUGGUGUAACUCACAUUAAAUUUCUUUCCUACAAUAUUACUUUGAAUGAUAUUAAAGGGCAUCCUUAAUUAUUUUAUAUUUUAAUCCUAUUUUCUUGUCUAACAAAUGUUUAUUUUUUUAUACAUCAGAAUA
Hyposmocoma kahamanoa is the source of this 2939-nucleotide messenger RNA. It is a transcript of the gene PIP4K, whose product is annotated as phosphatidylinositol 5-phosphate 4-kinase type-2 alpha. The record is from RefSeq and is a predicted model, not a curated record. Bases 164 to 1582 code for a protein of 472 amino acids. Gene Ontology annotation, biological process: phosphatidylinositol metabolic process. The transcript is spliced from 10 exons. Gene Ontology annotation, molecular function: phosphatidylinositol kinase activity. NCBI's taxonomy places the organism in Eukaryota, Metazoa, Arthropoda, Insecta, Lepidoptera, Cosmopterigidae.